ACUUGACUCUUCCUUAAUUCUCCUUGCUCCCUCUUCUUCACAUCACACCAUCAUCACCAUCGACACCACAUCAAUCCGUCCUCCACUCAUCCACCACAUCCUCGCCGCAGCACCGCCUUCAUCGGUCCACCACCUCUCCUCAGAUCAACCCAUACACCCUCCAAUAUGGCACCACAACGACAACACAGCAUGCAGAGAAUACUACUAUCAUGCCUCCUCCUCUUCACCACCAUCGCCCACGCCGGUGCACCAGGCAAAUGGCAACCAGCGCACUGCUCCUCCUGCGAAAGCGGCGGCACCCCAGCCAAACAACCCACCUGCCCCGCCAGCAGCCCCGUAAGCUGCUCCGCCAUCUCCUCCGACGACUACUGCUGCCCGACAAACAACUACUGCAUGUGGGCCAACAGUCAGGUGGUCUGCUGCCCGGAAGGCUGCGACUGCAACGAGCAGGAACCCUCUUCAUCCUGGGCGCCGGAGCCGACGACGUGGGCCGCGCCUCCGACGUCGACGGGUUGGGGCCCCGCGCCCCCUACUACCGUCUGGCAUUCUUCGUGGCAUGCUACGACUACCUGGUGGACAUCGACCACCACCCCUUCAUCCAUCACUACCACUACCACUCCGUGCCCCACGUGCUCUAGCACCACCACCAUCAUCAGCACCACUUCGUGUGACGAGUGCCAAUGGCGUCCGACCGACUUUGACGGAACGUAUUGCUCGACCAUCUUCGCGAACGGGCCCAAUUUGCCCACCACUGCCCGAGCGGCGUGUGGGGUGGUGUUGGUGAAGCAGCAAACCUCCGACACGGUGCGCAUCCUCAUCGGCUGGGCGAAGAUGAUCACGAUGAUCGUGGGGCUGCAGGUGCUAGGAGGGAUGUUCUUAGUGUGGAGAUGAGGCAUGCAAAGGCGGGUGCGUUUGCUUCAAGUUAUCAUCAUCACUGCGAGGUUAGCGAAGGCGUAUUGUGGCAUCAAAACAGGAUAACGGCCUGUAUAGACUACUGUUAAUAAGUAAAUAAUGAAACGAAACCCAACUCUACACGAGAGGAUAUAU
Neohortaea acidophila is the source of this 1047-nucleotide messenger RNA. RefSeq lists its product as uncharacterized. NCBI's taxonomy places the organism in Eukaryota, Fungi, Ascomycota, Dothideomycetes, Mycosphaerellales, Teratosphaeriaceae. Bases 166 to 891 code for a protein of 241 amino acids. The record is from RefSeq and is a predicted model, not a curated record. The transcript has a single exon.